CAUCAGAAACUGGAGCGGGAAGCCAGGAUUUGUCGUCUGCUAAAACAUCCAAACAUUGUUCGACUUCAUGACAGCAUUUCAGAGGAGGGAUUCCAUUACCUCGUCUUUGACCUUGUCACUGGAGGGGAGCUGUUUGAAGACAUUGUUGCUAGAGAAUACUACAGUGAGGCAGAUGCCAGCCACUGCAUCAGUCAGAUCCUGGAGAGCAUCAGUCAC
Molecule: messenger RNA, 216 nt
Organism: Oryzias melastigma (Indian medaka)
Lineage: Eukaryota; Metazoa; Chordata; Actinopteri; Beloniformes; Adrianichthyidae
Product: calcium/calmodulin-dependent protein kinase type II subunit gamma
Biological process (GO): protein phosphorylation
Cellular component (GO): cytoplasm; neuron projection
Molecular function (GO): calmodulin binding; ATP binding; calcium/calmodulin-dependent protein kinase activity
Source: RefSeq, a predicted model, not a curated record